Messenger RNA from Pectinophora gossypiella (pink bollworm), 618 nucleotides. Its product is annotated as lactosylceramide 4-alpha-galactosyltransferase-like. Gene Ontology annotation, biological process: glycosphingolipid biosynthetic process. The coding region runs from base 1 to 618 and encodes 205 amino acids. The transcript has a single exon. Lineage: Eukaryota; Metazoa; Arthropoda; Insecta; Lepidoptera; Gelechiidae. Gene Ontology annotation, molecular function: hexosyltransferase activity. The record is from RefSeq and is a predicted model, not a curated record.
AUGAGUUAUGUGAUGAUAUGCAACAGCAAGGACCUCGGUGACCCUCCUCCUUAUAAGGCUAAUGAUAUAUCAUGUUACCAUGAGGUUAGUGACUCAUUACCGGUAAUGAACGAAACGGCAUUGAAAGGAACGUCAAAGAAUAUAUUCCUGAUAGAGACGUCUUGCAAGGGAUAUUUGGAUUUGAGACAGGCAUGUGCCGUGGAGUCAGCGGCAAGAGCUCAUCCAGAUUGGCAGGUCAACUUACUCUUCGUGGGCCCCGUGACGCGUGAGAGACUCACCACAGGUAUUCUGUCCAGUCUACAGUCGUACAAGAACGUGGUUAUAGCUCGAGUGUAUUUCUCCGAAAUCGUCAAAGAUACUCCUCUAGAGAGACUGCUUUCAGAGAAACUGCUGGACAAAAGUGAACAUCGUUUUGCGCAUACCUCGGAUAUUAUAAGAUUGCUGCUACUGUGGAAGUUUGUGGGAGUUUACAUGGAUUUGGACAUUGUGGUGAUAAAGCCGUUUGAUGACUUGGGUCUUGACUUCGCCGGGUUAGAGGAAUCUACAGUUCGAACCGGUGUGAUGGGCUUGUCUAACAGUUUCGUCGGCAGGAAAAUAGCUUCCACUGCUGUUUUGUGA